AAGCUCAUGGUCAACAUUGUUUUCCCUUUUGAAUGGUCUCUGAGCGGAACAAAGGCGCGUGUGUGAUGGGUCUCUUGCUUAUGAUCACUCUUUGAUCUGCGGGCAGUAGACCAUUGAUUCUUCUUGUCUCUAUCAUUGAUCUUUUUUGAUCAAGAUGUUGUUGUUGAACUCGAAUUGAUCUCUGGGGCUAUAGGUGAGCACCACCUGCAAAGGUGAGACGCUGUCGUGACGUGAGCGCGAACAUCAAAGCUGUUAAAACACCGCACACAACGUUAAUGCGACGAUCGAGCCUUAAAGUCCCGACUCCCUUCCCGCGGUGGUCAUCGCGCCACGAUGCAGAGCCGCAAAGUGUCGGACUUCAGCAUCGACAGCAUUCUCGCAUCAAAACCGGAACCGGGCCACCGCGAGCUCCAGACAAGCCCGAACCUGCGGCACCCAGAGCAGGACCCCUCACGAGGACGCGCGCCACAGCUCCUGCCGCCGCUCGGGAUGAGGUUCGAGCAGUUCGGGUACCAGCAGUCAGGGUUAGCGCCGAACCGGGUCCUCGCUUCUCACCCGCCGGCUCCGUGCUGCCUUCUCAGCUGGAACUUUGCGACGCUUCUCCAAGCUCACUCGGGUAACUGUGGAAUUCGCGAGGCUGGAGGGUCUGCGCAGGCGCAACACUGUCAGAGGCUGCGGACGGUGUUCACGGAGAGUCAGACUCGCCAGCUGGAGGCGCUGUUUCAUACAGACAACUAUCCGACAGUGGAGGUUCGGACUCGUCUGGCUGCCAGGAUCGGACUGAGCGUUGAGAAUGUCCGGGUGUGGUUCAAGAACCGCCGCGCAAGGAGGAAGCGACAGGUUCAACGCAGGGCUGCUCACCAGCACCAGUGACGGAUGGCACUUCACCUGCGGCGCUGCCGUCUGCACUUCUUCAUCCGCGAGGUCAAAAUGCAAAGCCACCUGGAAGAAAGUGGCAGUUCUGUCAUGAAAGCAAUAAACGCACAUCA
This is a messenger RNA of Synchiropus splendidus (mandarinfish), 989 nucleotides long. RefSeq names its product dharma (gene dharma). Gene Ontology annotation, cellular component: nucleus. Bases 334 to 873 code for a protein of 179 amino acids. NCBI's taxonomy places the organism in Eukaryota, Metazoa, Chordata, Actinopteri, Syngnathiformes, Callionymidae. The transcript has 3 exons. Gene Ontology annotation, molecular function: DNA-binding transcription factor activity, RNA polymerase II-specific; RNA polymerase II cis-regulatory region sequence-specific DNA binding. Gene Ontology annotation, biological process: regulation of transcription by RNA polymerase II. The record is from RefSeq and is a predicted model, not a curated record.